CUAUUACCAGGUUUUAAACUUUGCCAUGAUCGUGUCUUCUGCGCUUAUGAUCUGGAAAGGCUUGAUCGUCCUCACUGGCAGCGAGAGCCCGAUCGUGGUGGUGCUGAGUGGCAGUAUGGAGCCAGCCUUUCACAGAGGUGACCUUCUGUUCCUGACAAACUUUCGGGAAGACCCUAUUAGAGCGGGUGAAAUUGUGGUCUUUAAAGUCGAAGGACGAGACAUUCCAAUAGUUCACAGAGUGAUCAAAGUUCAUGAAAAAGAUAAUGGAGACAUCAAAUUUCUGACUAAAGGAGACAAUAAUGAAGUUGACGAUAGAGGCUUGUACAAAGAGGGCCAGAACUGGCUUGAGAAGAAGGAUGUGGUGGGAAGGGCCAGAGGGUUUUUACCGUAUGUUGGUAUGGUCACCAUAAUAAUGAAUGACUACCCAAAAUUCAAGUAUGCUCUUUUGGCUGUAAUGGGUGCAUAUGUGUUACUAAAACGUGAAUCCUAAAAUGAGAAGAAGUUCCUGGGACCAGAUUGAAAUGAAUUCUGUUGAAAAAGAGAAAACCUAAUAUAUUUGAAAUGUUCCACUUUCUGUAUAAAAGGAAACAAUGUGGAGACAUUUUUGUCUUGUCCAAAUAAAUGAUUCAUCAGUGAA
Messenger RNA from Leptonychotes weddellii (Weddell seal), 637 nucleotides. The record is from RefSeq and is a predicted model, not a curated record. NCBI's taxonomy places the organism in Eukaryota, Metazoa, Chordata, Mammalia, Carnivora, Phocidae.